Messenger RNA from Gavialis gangeticus (Gharial), 1944 nucleotides. RefSeq names its product Kruppel like factor 4 (gene KLF4). Gene Ontology annotation, molecular function: DNA-binding transcription factor activity, RNA polymerase II-specific; RNA polymerase II cis-regulatory region sequence-specific DNA binding. The annotation marks the transcript as partial. Gene Ontology annotation, biological process: regulation of transcription by RNA polymerase II. The record is from RefSeq and is a predicted model, not a curated record. NCBI's taxonomy places the organism in Eukaryota, Metazoa, Chordata, Crocodylia, Gavialidae. The transcript has 3 exons.
GCCGCCGCCUGCAGCUUCCCCGCCGCCUUCCCGCUCUACGCGCCCGGCCGCGAGCCCGCGCCGGCCGCGCCCUUCGACCUGGCCGACAUCAGCGACGUGUCGCCCUCGGGGGGCUUCGUCGCCGAGCUGCUGCGGCCUGAACUGGACCCCGUGUACAUGCAGCAGCAGCCGCCGCCGCCGCCGCCGGCCCUCGGGAGCCUGCACGGGAAGUUCGUGGUGAAAGCCCUGGGGGACUACAACCACCUCAGCCUGGCCAGCAAGGGUGCCCCGGCUGACAGCCCCGCCGGGCCGCCCUACAGCCCUCUGCCCAGGAUGUGCCAAAAGAUCAAGCAGGAGGCCGCCCCCUCCUGCCCCAUUGCCCAGCCCCACGGCGGGCCGCCGCCCCCCCACGACUUCGCCCUGGGGCGGCCCCUGCCCUCCAGGACUACUGCUGAAGAGAUACUCGGUAGCAGAGACUGCCAUGCCUCCCCUCCAGGGCUAAGCCACCCCCCGCUGCCUCCUGGAUACCACCCUGCCCCUGGCUACCCACCUUUCCUGCCUGAGCAGCUCCCGCCUGGUGCCCUGCAGUACCAAGAGCUGAUGCCACCCGGGAGCUGCCUGCCUGAAGAAACCAAGCCAAAGAGGGGGCGCCGGUCAUGGCCCAGGAAAAGGACCGCUACACACACCUGCGAGUAUGCCGGGUGCGGCAAGACCUACACCAAGAGCUCUCAUCUCAAGGCGCACCUGAGGACCCACACAGGAGAGAAGCCCUAUCACUGUGACUGGGAGGGCUGCGGGUGGAAAUUUGCCCGCUCUGAUGAACUUACUCGGCACUACAGAAAACAUACUGGCCAUCGCCCUUUCCAGUGUCAAAGAUGCGACAGAGCAUUUUCCAGGUCAGACCACCUUGCCUUACAUAUGAAGAGGCACUUUUAAUUGGAAGCAGUGGAUUUUUUUUCCUAUACUGCCAUAAGAGAUUCAGUAUUCACAGCACAGACUGGCUUCCGCAGGAGGGAGUGACACAGCUAAAGCACUACAAGGAAUCAUGGUGAAGUCUUCCAAAGAGUGGGAAUCAACUGAAAAUUACACAUGUUGGAACUCUCUCUCUGUCUCUUCCUUUCUCUCUUUAUCUGCCUCUAUGGUAUAAUGGUUCGCACUCUGGACUUUGAAUUCAGCAAUCUGAGUUCAAAUCUCUUUCUCUGCCCUUUUUUUCUUUUUUUAAUAAAUUAAAGAAGAACAUUGGGGUCAAUGACUGGAUCUUCUAUCAUUCCAUUUGUAAAUCCAACUUGAAUUUUUCUGGACUACAAAAUGCCAACAAACGACUGGAAGUCAAGGCUAUCAGGGUUAAAGAGACUGCUUUUGGGCAGGGGUUGGGGGGCGAUUACAUGGGGAGAUCACAUUCCCUUAAAUUUUGGCUCAAUGCAAUAUUAGAUGUAAAUGUCAUCUUGUAUUUUCUUUUUCCUUCUAAAAAGCCAUUACUAUGUUUAAAAGAGGAGGAAAAAAAUUCAGGUACAGAAUUUAUGUUUAAAAGCCUAUUUCAUGGUGCUUAGUGACUGUUGGUUCUAAAGGUACCAAAAACAGGAAGCCAAAGUUCUCAAACUGCUGCAUAUCUGACAAGGAAUUAUUUUUGUCUUCCGAUCUACAGUUAUGACCUAAAUCAGGUAAAUAAACCUGGUUUAUUUUCUUUUUUUUUUUUUUUUUGAAAAUAACUUUUAUGCAGACAGUCUGUAAUGCACUGUGGUUUCGAUGUGCAAUAAUUUGUACAAUGGUUUAUUCCCAAAUAUGCCUUAAGCAGAACAAAUGUUUUCUAUAUAGUUCUUUACAUAAUAAAUAUGUAAUAUAAAUUUAAGCAAACUUCUAUUUUGUAUAUUUGUAAACUAUGAAGUAAAAAUGAACAUUUUGUUGGAGUUCGUAUUUUGCAUAUUCAAGCUGAAAAUAAGUUUUAAAUAAACCUAUAAUAUUUUA